AUGAAUAUUUCGGAUUCAUUACCUGGAUGUAGACAUACCACUGAUCUCACUUUUACCCCGCUUCAGGUCACAUUCCGAGUGUUUGUGUUGCCCUUUACAUGUUUGCUGGGACUUUGUGCCAAUCUCUGCAAUGUCUACGUCUUCUCCAACAAAAAGGUGAGGGAUUAGAGUGCAGAUAAAUAGUUUGGCGGUUUGGAUUAUCUUUGGACUUGCAAUUGGGUUUUUUGCAAGGACUUGGAUUUUGAAAGUAAUGCGAAAUCCGGAAAAGUCGUCAGUACUUCUUCUAGUUGAAACAGGCAGAGUUUGAAGGUCAAAAGAUGCCUCAAACUUACGUUUUUAGAGAUCUCCAGAUGUUUUAUUCAUCAAUUUUUUUUUUAAAUGUAGACAUUUAAACGGUAGCAUUUCCAGGGCAAAGACCUGAAAAUGCUACCGCAAGUCUUAAAAUGACAGCAGACAUUAAUUUUGGGUCCAGAAAGUCCUUCAACAUUAAUUUUUAAACAGAUUUUGCCUUAUUUUAGACAUUAAAACAGGAAAAUAUAACGAUGAUUACUUUAAAAUCUGAUGACAAAACAAUUCCAAUGCCUAAAGUAAUAUAUUCAAAGCUUUUUGAUUUAGAUGCGGAGUCACCUGGUCAACUACUUUUUGCUUUGUCUGGCCAUCAGCGACGCGAUUGUUUUGCUGACCUCCUUUUUUGUUUUCUGUUUCCCGGUCAUCGCCGAAUACACAGAGGACGAGUCGUUGGUCCGAUUUGCUCCGUCGGCCCUCAGUUUCUUCUACCCGUUGGCUCACACAGCCCACACCAACUCGGUUUAUCUGACGACUUUGGUGUCGGUCCAUCGAUAUCUUGGAGUUUGCCAUCCGUUUUUGGUAUGUUUCGAUCAAACUCUGAUGUCAUUCUAAAAGGACCUAAGAGAAGAAAGACUCAAAAUAUUAUUUUCAAACAUUUCAUCGUCCGUUUUGGACAACAAGAGCCCUUUUCCAUUUAGUUUCGCCACCAAAAAUAUUCUUUUAUCCCGACCGGUGCAAGGAUUACGGUACUUUGAAUUCUUAGACCCAAUAUGUCCCCUACCAUAAAUUUCGUAAUAAAUUUGGAAUUUAGGCCCGACGGCUGAGCAAUAAGAACGUCGUACUGAAGGUUAUCUUGUACGCUUUUGUCAUCUCGAUUGGCUUCAACGUUCCUCGAUGGUUGGAAUUAAGUGCCAUUCCUUGUCUCAGUGAGGUGUGGAGAAGGUAAAUUAUGAUCUAAUUAUUAUUUUGAAUUACUGUUUGCAUCCAUUUCUUCAUGUCCUUUUCUCGACCUUAUCGUAAUUAUAUUGGUCAUCAAGUAUAAUGUAAUUUUAUAUAUAAAUCUGUUUCCAGGAAAAGUAUGAUGAUAGCUCCGUCAGCAUUUAUGCUCGACACGACAUAUACAAUUGUCUACCGUAACGUUCUCUACACCCUUCUCAUGUUCUGCAUCCCAUUUUCCGUCCUAACCUGGGUCAACUGUCGGAUUGUGACAGCUCUAAAAUUGUCAAAAAUCAUAAGGAAAAAGAUGACGCACACUUUUGGAGAUGAGCCCAGUGCUUCGAAUAUCUCGUUUACAAUGAAGCCUGUUAAUAGUAAUGGACCGGACAGCGCUCGGAGCAGCGGAAAGAGUAGCAAGGACAUGAAAAAAGGUGAGAUCUUUGGACGAAAAUUUAUUUUUUUUUUUGAAAAAAAUUGUCAUUCUCUGCAAUGUUGAGUGUUGGGAGCAAAAGGUUUUUUAACAAUUUUUCCGCUUCAAAUUCAAGAAUAUAGGGAUCAAAAACAUUUUUUCCUGGCCGUCUAGACGCGUCUCUCAUUUCCCGUAGUCUAUCAAAUGAUGAUUUUAAUAGUUCGGCUACACAAGGACAGCAUUAACUAAGAUUUCAAAGCCUAAUCUAGGGGCUUAGAGAAGUCUCGUGAAAAUAUUUUUUUUGGAUUUACAGUUUUUUUGAAAUAGAAAACGACAUCAAUAACAAACAUCCUAACAUCAUAUUCCGAAUCCUAAUCCGCGUGUUUUUAGAGCGCAAAGAGACAUCAAUCACGAUCAUGUUGGUGGCCAUGGUGACGGGUUUCAUCUACUUCAACAUGCUCGCCUUUAUAAAUAACUUAUUCGAACUGUUCGGUAUCGAUGCUGUCAUGAAUGAAUACUACACCAUGUUGGUGGAGGGCAGCACUUUUCUGGUCUGCAUUAAUGGAGCGUCAACCAUCGUGAUCUACUUGUUAUUCAGCAGUAAAUACCGCGCUAUUGUAGCCAAGGUAAGGGGUUUUAUUUUAUAUUGAACUACCGAAAGAGUCGUUUCUUCCCCAAAAAUUAUAACGUUGAAACUCCGUUGCCUCACUGUAACGAAUAAUUUUUUGGCCAUAGCAAAAUCUUUUAUGAACAACAGCCGUAAAAGACGCAUCCGUUUUGCUUGGCUGUCUGAUCAAAACUGAAAGGAAUUCAAUUUUCUGAAUUCUUGCGUUGGGCGCGACAAAAGUAAUCAUAUGAAAAAGUUAGGCGCAGUGCGAAAAUAUGAUUCGUCUGCUCGUCAAAUUUCUUUACAAAGUAUUUUCUGCACUUUUUGUUGUCUUGUUGAGAGCAAAACAUGUACACAAACAAGUCAUGCCAUCUGAAAUAUUAAUAUUUCCAGCUCAUUAUGGAAUCCUGCUACGUUCGAUUCGCCAGGGGGCUCUGUUUUAAAAGCGACGAGGAGUUUCGAACCAGUGCCAGUCUCAUUCGACCGCGGACUCAACAAAGACCGCCCCGAUUCUUCGACAACACCAAUCAAUUAACCUUACGCUAA
Bursaphelenchus xylophilus (pine wood nematode) is the source of this 2786-nucleotide messenger RNA. Lineage: Eukaryota; Metazoa; Nematoda; Chromadorea; Rhabditida; Aphelenchoididae. The record is from the annotation of a GenBank genome assembly.